AAAUUAAAAGCACGAGAGUCUAGAUCCUAACGAACACGACAACUCCACGCUUUGAAAUAAUGAUAAUUUCUUGUUCACAGCAAUGAAAAAGUAGAACUUGUAUACAAUUAUCACAGUAGUGGAGCGAUUUACCCUAUUUUAUGAUCACAUAGGCCUACUCGGCAAAGAACUAAAUGCAACAUUUUUAAUGUCACGGAUACGUAGUAGCAAAAUCGCCACAACCGUGAUUAGGGCCGCUCAUCGGGAUUCUGAGCAAUAACGCCAUUGAAAAUUAGGUGAUUUUAUUGAUCCUGUUGCGCCACCUCGAGGUGUCCUGAAAACACAUAGCUUGGUUUUAGUGAAGUUAGUUAAAACCUGGUCGUAAACAGUAAUCAAACCUUUUAAUCUCGCCGUGAGCCCUACGUACUGACUGGUAUAUCUGUAGACUACAUUUGACUGGUGAUAACUUCUAAUCAUAAGAAGGUGUCUAAUCAUCAUGUGGUCUAUUACUGCUUAUUAUAUCACCAGAGUUCAGGCCUCAAAUGACUUUGUGGGUCAUGCUGCGUGAAACAUUAUCAGAACUUUAGACGCUUCAUCAUACCAUUUGAUGUGUUCAGAAUCUCAGAAAUACCAUUUAAGUUUAUCUGUUCAGUGUCACACUUCCUGAUAUCCUCAGUACAGGUUUCCUGGAUCAAUUUCUUAAAUACUGACCAUUUUGAAGAAUUUGCUGAAUCUCUGCAGUGCUGGUAUAAAGAUAAUAGGGUCAGACUUGAUUCAUUGGUGAAGAAUGGCUGUUUAAAAUCCACAGUUAUGCUGAUGUUUAUCUUAAAGUGCCAUAGUGACCUCAACAUCCCAAUCACCAAACUUAACCCAAAGUUUUGAUUUGAUAAAUAUGAGUCCCAUUUUUUGAUGGAUGGGUCAGUUUCAACCCACAAAUGUUAUGGUUAUGAAUGUAUAGGUCAAAUUGAUCUGAAAUAAAUAAUUUCACAAAUGUAGAUGCAAUAUAUGCAAUAUGUGUCAUUUUUCUAUUAUUGUAUCUGGUCUGUGCAUGCGGUGCAUAAUUCUGGGGGGUAAAGGGAAAAUAUUCAAACACGGCAUAGUCACUGGGCAUGCCAUCCAUGAAACCACCACACUCAGUCACUCACUCACUAAAGCCACUUAUCCUAAUUAGGGUCAUGGGAGGUGCUGGAGCCUAUCCCAGCGGUCAUCAGGUGAAAGUUGGGGAAACACCCUGGACAGGUCACCAGGGCAGACUGACUUACAGUGGUAGGAAACCAGAGCUCCUGGAGGAAGCCCACACAAACACAGGGAGAGCAUGCAAAUUCCACACAGAGAGGACCCUGACCACUCAGCCGGGAAUCGAACCAGGACCUUCUUGCUGUGGUACUCACUGCACCACCGCACCACCCAGAUCACAACAGUCAAGCCCAAAGAAACAAUAUGUGAUACUGAUUCUCUAUGAUGAAAUUUUUCCUAUGAACAGUGCGAAGCUACAACCCAGAGAACUGUCUUUCCCUGGUUUCCAGCUUUUGAAGGACUCAACUUUCAUCUCUUCUCAGCGAUCAUGGCUAAUGAACUCCUCUGCCCACUUUGGAUAUCAGCUGAACAAAUUGCAGGCAAUUGACACCAUGCCUGUUAGGCAUCACAACACCAACCUGGCUGCAGAUGAACAUGGAAGCAGUAUCCUUUUUCAGGGAUUAUGUAAGGCACAGAGGCAAGGUCUGUCUGAAGCCUGCAUUAAGGCUGCUGAAUAAUGAUAAUGAGCCCGCUACUACCAGUUAAGCUGGCAAGUCAUUUAAGUGGCAUGAAGUUUCUCUUGGAGCCAGUGUCUAUAUCCAGUGAUCUGAGGCAACAGUGGGCAUUACCCAAAGUUACCUAU
Molecule: messenger RNA, 1858 nt
Organism: Chanos chanos (milkfish)
Lineage: Eukaryota; Metazoa; Chordata; Actinopteri; Gonorynchiformes; Chanidae
Exons: 2
Coding region: 1089-1733 (214 amino acids)
Source: RefSeq, a predicted model, not a curated record